CAGGGACAGCAUGGUCCAAGGUCAAUAGUUGCAGCAGCCUAGAGGACACUGAGGAAAGAGAUAACCAGGCUGCCUUUGGAAAAACUGAGUUCUCCAUCAUGGAAGGUAUUCAGCCAGACCUACAUGACCCCCCUGUUGGAAAAGCUGCAGAGGAGAGAUCUGUAUCCUUUUUAUGUCAUGGACCUCUCCAGCAGUCAGACUCAGUCUAUGGGUCCCUUUCUCAGAAUUAUAUUUUUAAAUAAUUGAAGGUGUAGGAAGCCUUGACCUUGCCUGGUCCUUCAGAGCCACAACAGGUCCCCUGGAAAUGGAGCCAGGAAAUGAGACAACCACGACGACGUUUGGCUCUCCAGGCUCCCCGCCCUCCUGUGUCUUCCAUGAGAAUUUCAAGUACGUGCUUCUGCCCGUGGUAUAUUCGGUGGUGCUGGCUCUGGGUCUGCCCCUGAACUCCUACGUCAUCGUGCAGAUCUGGCUGUCCCGAAAGGCACUGACCCGCACGACUAUCUACAUGCUGAACCUGGCCUUUGCAGACCUGCUGUAUACCUGCUCCUUGCCUCUGCUCAUCUACAACUACGCCCAGGGCGACCACUGGCCCUUUGGUGACGUCUCCUGCCGCCUGGUCCGUUUUCAAUUCUACACCAACCUCCAUGGCAGCAUCCUCUUCCUGGCUUGCAUUAGCUUCCAGCGCUACCUGGGUAUAUGCCACCCCUUGUCCACCUGGCACAAACGCUGGGGCCGUGGUUCAGCCUGGCUGGUUUGCGGGGCCGUGUGGCUGGUUGUCUCAGCCCAGUGCCUGCCCACAAUCGCCUUUGCCCAGACAGGGAUCCAACGGAACCGCACCGUCUGCUAUGACUUGAGCCCUCCCAGCCUGUCUGCCAACUAUCUGCCCUAUGGCAUGGCCCUCACUGUCACCGGCUUCGUGUUGCCCUUCAGCGCUGUGCUGGCUUGCUAUGUGCCCCUCGUGCGCCGUCUCUGCCAGCAAGGUGGCCCCGAGGGGCCAGCUGUGGCUGAGAAGCGGGGGAAGGCAGCUCGCAUGGUUGUGGUGGUGGUAGCAGCCUUCGCUAUCAGCUUCCUACCGUUCCAUGUUACCAAGACUGCCUACCUGGCUGUCCGAUCAGUUCCUGGGGUUUCCUGCCCUGUCCUGCAGACCUUUGCCGCUGCCUACAAGGGCACGAGACCCUUCGCCAGUGCCAACAGUGUCCUUGACCCCAUCCUCUUCUACUUUACUCAGAAGAAAUUCCGCCAGAGCCCCCAGCAGAUCUGGUCCAAGCUAAGCACUAAGUGGCAUCGGGGACACUGAACACAGAAGGAAAAUGAUGGGUCGUGGGCCCCAGAGGGCUCAGCCAGGCAUCAGCUCUAAGUUGUCCCCCUGUGUUGCCCCAGGGACAACUCCUUCAGACAGCAGUGAACUCUAAGAUAACUGUAACUCACUCCCCCAAGGGAGAGGUGUGCCCAGAGACCAGUCACUGAGGAUCCCAGUGACCUGUGGAAUCUUGGAGUGAAGUGGCAAAGGGCACUAGAUUGGGAGUCAGGCAUCCUGGGUUCAGAUCCUGGCUCUGCUACCUCCUUCUUGUGUGUGACCUUGGGCAAAUCAUGUAACUUUUCUGGGCCUCGGUUUUGGAUAGUUCCAAGGGGAAGAGAUGGGAUGAUCCAGCUCUUUAGGUACCCUGCUGUCCAUCAUGAUAACUAUUUCUGGAGCAUGUGGAACAAGAAGAAUCAUUCUGGGAUCUGAAGUGAUUCUCAAACUCCCAGCUGAGCCCUGAAUCAAUCCACACUCAUCACUUAUUUAUUGAGCACUUACACUGUGUGUGGAACUGGGGACAAAAAGCAGCAGAGCCCUGGAUGGGAACUCAGAGGAGGCACCUGGGUGUGAGUCCAGCCACCAUUUUAUUGUAUGACAUUGGGUAAGGCUACCCUCCUCUCAGGCCUCCUCUGCAGUCACAAAAAAGGAAUAAAUGGACUUAUUGUGAGGAAGAUUAAGUGGUAUAGUCAUUGAAGUAAAUGGUGUAGUACUUACAGUUAGUGCUACAUAAAUGUUAACUAUCAUUGUUAUUAUGAUGAUGACAAGAUCUCUAAGGUUCCUUCCAAAUCUAAAUCCUAUGAUCCUGGGUGGAUGCUGUGGCUCCCACCCUUACAGAGCUCAGAUUUAUGGGAGGCAGCGAGGGAGGGAGAGAGGUGUGAAAGGGUGGAAGACAAGACUUAAACAUGGACACUAGGCCAAAUAUGCUAAGGACCCAGUGAAGACAGAGAGGCAGAGCUACAGAGGAAAAAAGAAACUAGUGAGAAGUAGCAGGGCAGCUAGGUGGCCCUGGAGUCAG
Trichosurus vulpecula (common brushtail) is the source of this 2315-nucleotide messenger RNA. RefSeq names its product pyrimidinergic receptor P2Y6 (gene P2RY6). The transcript is spliced from 3 exons. The record is from RefSeq and is a predicted model, not a curated record. Gene Ontology annotation, molecular function: G protein-coupled UTP receptor activity; G protein-coupled UDP receptor activity; G protein-coupled ADP receptor activity. Bases 305 to 1297 code for a protein of 330 amino acids. Gene Ontology annotation, biological process: phospholipase C-activating G protein-coupled receptor signaling pathway; cellular response to pyrimidine ribonucleotide. Gene Ontology annotation, cellular component: plasma membrane. NCBI's taxonomy places the organism in Eukaryota, Metazoa, Chordata, Mammalia, Diprotodontia, Phalangeridae.